Molecule: messenger RNA, 1191 nt
Organism: Papaver somniferum (opium poppy)
Lineage: Eukaryota; Viridiplantae; Streptophyta; Magnoliopsida; Ranunculales; Papaveraceae
Product: bromodomain-containing protein DDB_G0280777-like
Exons: 1
Coding region: 1-1191 (396 amino acids)
Source: RefSeq, a predicted model, not a curated record
AUGAAUACUAAUGAUCAUCAUCUGGUUAAGGAAUUUAAGCUACUCGAUCCACCUGUAUUUAUGGGGUCUUCAGAUAUAGCUGUUGGGGAAGAGUGGUUUCGAGUGAUUGAGAAGAAACUAGGUUUAAUGAGAGUUACGGAUGAAGAACGAGUCAUUCUUGCUACUUCUAUGCUUAAAGGAGUCGCAAGUCAUUGGUGGGAUAUAAAUAGAUGCACUAUGGAUAUUCAAGGAAUGACUUGGAGAGAAUUUGAGGAUUCCUUUUUGGAUAGAUAUUAUCCUUUUUCAGAUCGGAACUUUGAAAAGAUCAAACUCAUGCAAUCUGUAGAGAAGAAAAGAUUUGCCAGGUACCCAUGUUAUGCAGCAGAGAUUGAAAAUUUGGAGUCUAUGGAGACUGGUGAUGUGAGAAUGUCUAGCCCAUUGAGGGAGCAAAGACCAAAUGUAUUACAAUAUGGUGCACCAAAGGAGAUUGAGGUAGAGGACUUCUCCGCUAGGAUGAAGAAUAAACACCAAAACAUGAUAAAUCCCAAUUCUGAACUCAUUCUCCCGCAGGAUCCCCAGCAACAUCCAUAUAGUCAGCAUGGGUUGGUGGUCAAUGGUCCAGAAGUGCAACAUAUCUUGCAAAAUAAGCAGCUAGAACAAGAAGAAAAAGGCCAACAACAACUAAAUCGAAUUCAAAAAGCACAAAAUAAAAGAGUUAGACAGUGGAUGUGGAAGAAGAAGAAGAGACGACAACAGUUAGAUGUUACUACUGUGACGAAAGAAAUACAAGUUAUACAACAACAGCCCGAAGUUGCAGUUGUCGACAUAAAAACACAGAAGCAGUUGCAACAGCAAUCUGAGCCAAUGCAACAAUAUAUGCAUCAAGCUCUUUCACCACAGGUUCAGCAACAACCAACACAACAGAAUUCGCUUGCACUUCGGGAGUUUAAUCUAGAGGAACAAAAACAACAACAACAAAAACAACAUCAACAACUAAAACAGUGGCAACAACAACCAGAGCAACAACAAAUAAAACAAGUAAAACAACAUCAGAACCUGGAAAAGGAAGGAAAUAAGAGCAAUAAAAGAAAAAGAAAAAAAAAGAGAAAAAGAAAACAGUAUCGACCAGAGGUUGCGAUUGUAGCGGUUAAUAUAGAUGAGUUUUGGGCAAACGAGAGGAAAAGGGAAAGCAUCAAGUCCAAUCAGUUAUGA